Saprolegnia diclina VS20 is the source of this 1873-nucleotide messenger RNA. RefSeq lists its product as hypothetical. NCBI's taxonomy places the organism in Eukaryota, Oomycota, Saprolegniomycetes, Saprolegniales, Saprolegniaceae. The record is from RefSeq and is a predicted model, not a curated record. Bases 102 to 1796 code for a protein of 564 amino acids. The transcript is spliced from 10 exons.
CUUCGAGCUACGAUCCCGUAUAGUUUAUUGCAAGUGAUUCGCUUUUGCUACCUGCUUGCUGUCCCCCUGCUUGUGCACAGUACUGGUACCAGCACAAAGCCAUGACUCAUGGCUUUGUGACCGGAUACGGCCGACCAUUUAUCCGAGCAGUCUGCGACUGCACUUUCGAAUUCAAGAUGGACCAGCAAAAGCUCAAAAGGAACCUCCUCCCGCGCAAUAUGAACCGCGUCGACUACUGUGAAGUGGCCAGCGACGAAAGCGGUGGCAGCGGCAGCGACAGCGACGGAAGCGGCGGCAGCGACAGCGACGGAAGCGAACAAGACGACCACGACGCCCACAUGCGUCGCACCGAUGCUAGCGAAGCGAAGGAGGAGGGCGACGACUGCGGCGUCUUAUACGACAGCGACAGCGACGACAAUGAUGCGCUUCUGAAGUUGUUUCGGCAAAAGGUACCGCCGACGAUUGACCGCGGGGCCAAGAUGGGCGCUGAGUCUUGGUCUGUCGGCCAGUAUGUGGUUUUUUAUAUGCUCCACAAGCUGGUUUCGAUGUUCGUGCAUAAUGGGAUGUACAACGUCAUCGCGAAGGCGUUCGGCGUUGUGGGCGACGAAUGGCAUGCAAUUUUCGAAAUGAGAUAUCAAUGCAUCAAACGAAGCUUGAAGCACAGAGAAGACGAGGCGUUCGAAGCCUCGGAGCUGAACCUACUCUUGCAUCCCGGCAAGUUGACAACUUUCAAGGAGCUCGAGAAGCAGCUUCCUGAGAAGAACCCAAGAAGUAUCAUGCGCGAAUUUAUUCGCAUACAUGCCAAGAAGACCGCAAACGCGAUGCAGUCACGUUUCCCAAAGCUGACUCGCGUGCCCAAGCACGCAAAAGCCGCCCAACCGAGCGACGGCCACACCGACCAAGUCGCCGAUCUGUCACCGCCGCAAUGGAUCGAUGACCGAGCUGAGAUCAAGAAGCAGCGUUUGGCCAUGGGUCCAAAGCCAUGCCCGCUCGACAAGUUCUGGUACUUUUGCGACGUUGUCAACGAGUAUAAGGACAAACUCGCCACCAUAACGAAGGGCGGCGGCUGGACUCUCCUCCAAGACUUCCACCUGAUGAUUGCGGUGCAUGUGACCAACACCAACUGGGACCGGGUCGAGGCGCUUGUCAACUCCAAGGACUCGCGUUGGGGCACCACCGAAGAGAAAGCGAAGCAGAGAUACAAGGCCCUGGGUCAUUACAGGGUGCCAGAGGGUGUCAAGCUUACCAUCGCCGAGUCCGAAUGGCUCAAGAAGAACCUGGCGGCGUGGCCAGACGCCUACCCCGACAAGUCUUUCGACCAGCUCAUAGAUGACAUCAAGACGACUAAGCCCGAGUAUUGCAAGUUCAAGAAAAGCGAGUUUCGAGAUUGGUUUGCUACGGCCAAGGUCGCGUGGCUGCUUCGACCCCUCGUCCCUGCCAACGCCAACCGAGGCGCCACGACCGAGCCAUCGCUGACGACGGCCAACCUCGUCCGCGGCAGAAACAAGGGUGCGGUAUCACCACCUAAGACCCAAGGCCCAACCAAGAAGGCCCGGCGACGCCGUCCUCGCGGCUGCAACGAUCUCGCGCAGCAAGCUCUCGGUGUGUUUGCCGUGUACCUGCGCUUCUUCCACACUCACACCGAGCCGAUGUUCGGGAUCGAACGUCGGUGGGACGAGGAUAUGUCGAAGGUCCCCACGCCUACGGAAACAAGUCUCGGCAAGAAGGCGAAGCUGCAGCAGGCAUUGAGCAAGCGCAAGCGUGCCGACCAAUUGCAGUACCAAGAAAGACAGUAAGUAAGCGUACGGGUAGCAUCACUCGAGUAAGACGAUUAUUUGUAACGUGAACGACGUAUUCCUCUUCGGGUCCUGAA